This is a messenger RNA of Entrophospora candida, 795 nucleotides long. Lineage: Eukaryota; Fungi; Glomeromycota; Glomeromycetes; Entrophosporales; Entrophosporaceae. The record is from the annotation of a GenBank genome assembly.
AUGAGAGAUGUUUUGACAGUUUCUUUUUUGCCAGAUAAUAGACAAAUUGUUUCAGGGUCAAGAGAUAAACUCAUCAAAUUAUGGAAUACACUUGGUGAAUGCAAAUUUAAUAUUCAGGAUGAAGGUUAUACUAAUUGGGUAUUUUGUGUUCGAUUCUCGCCAAAUUCCUCCAAUCCAGUCAUUGUAUCAUCCGGUUGGGAUAAGCUUGUAAGGAAAUUAAAUAUAUUUCAAAGAAAAAGUUUAACCAGAUCUGAACUUAAAACUAAUCAUCAUGGGCACACUGGAUAUAUUAAUACUGUUACUAUUCCACCAGAUGGGUCGCUUUAUGCAUCUGGUGGAAAAGAUCCAAAUGAUGAAAGAUACAAUGAAAGAGGGAAGUGGGAUGUUGUGUGGUUUACUCUUAGAGGGCCUUCUUUAGAAUUGUUUAGAAUAAUUAGAGGGAAUGCUUGGAAAAACAAAAAACCAACAAGAGAUGUUCUCUCAUUAUUAAAUGAAAUUGAGGAAGAUGAAGAUCGAAUUUAUUUAGUCUUGAAGAAAAAGAUACUCCAACCAAGUGUUUAUUGGCCAUUAAUCUUGCACAUAGUCAAAAAUAUGACAAUACCAAUUUGGGACCUCGAAACUAAGAAAGUUAUUGAUGAUUUAAAGCCUGAUUUUACGGAGACUGGUAGACACUCAAAAGAUCCCGAGUGUAUCUCUUUGGCUUGGUCACCUGAUGGUACUAUACUGUUCGCCGGAUAUACAGGAUGGGCUAGUGGGAAUGAAGCAACAGAUGAAACAAUUAAAAAGACACAAUAA